Messenger RNA from Cyprinodon variegatus (sheepshead minnow), 715 nucleotides. It is a transcript of the gene mrps28, whose product is annotated as mitochondrial ribosomal protein S28. NCBI's taxonomy places the organism in Eukaryota, Metazoa, Chordata, Actinopteri, Cyprinodontiformes, Cyprinodontidae. The record is from RefSeq and is a predicted model, not a curated record. The coding region runs from base 34 to 552 and encodes 172 amino acids. The transcript has a single exon. Gene Ontology annotation, cellular component: mitochondrial small ribosomal subunit.
CGAAUUCCUCUUCUUCCGGUGUUGGAGGACAAUAUGGCGGCUUUGUGUAAGCUAAGGUUUGGGGUCCGGUCAGCGGUCCGGUUCUCGCCAAGCAUCUCCAUCCGGACUUCCUUCAGCUCGGACUGCGAUGACGGAGCCAGGCCUGGGUCCGGCUUCGCGGCAGCCUUUCAGCGGCAGGCGGAGCUCCAACGGGAGGCAGAUGGCGACCAGAGCGGCUCCAUCCCCGGACAGGAGCAGACCUUCGCCUCGCUGUUCAAGGAGGCACCGAUUAGAGACAAUGUGGUUGUCGGGAGGAUCUUCCAUGUGGUCCGGGAUGACCUGUAUAUAGACUACGGAGGGAAGUUUCACUGCGUCUGCCGGAGACCCGCAGCUGGAGGAGAGCGGCUGCAGCGAGGCUCCAGAGUCCGGCUGAAGAUCCUGGAUCCGGAGCUCACCGCCCGGUUCCUGGGAGCCAAGACCGACACGACUCUGCUGGAGGCGCAGGGGAUUCUGCUGGGUCCGCUGGAGGGACGGGAGGUCCAGAAACGUGGGCAGAACCAGAAGCAGGAAUAAAAACUGUGACUUAAACCCGAACUGGAACUUAACAACAGCUUUCUAACCGGUGUGGUGGGGCCCUGGAUGGGGGCCCAGGGCCCAGAGUCAAUGACUUGUUUGUUUUAAAGAUAUUUUGUAAAAUAAUCCAACUGGAUUAAAAAUAUGACAUAUAAAAUACCAA